Penicillium malachiteum is the source of this 1602-nucleotide messenger RNA. RefSeq lists its product as uncharacterized. NCBI's taxonomy places the organism in Eukaryota, Fungi, Ascomycota, Eurotiomycetes, Eurotiales, Aspergillaceae. The record is from RefSeq and is a predicted model, not a curated record. The transcript has a single exon. The coding region runs from base 1 to 1602 and encodes 533 amino acids.
AUGCGGCCCCACCUCAGUCUCCUGGCAAUAUGCACUGCGGGCUUAUCAGCGUCAGCGGUAGCAAAGAGUUCACCAGUUGAAUACAGCACCGAACCCGGUUACAAGAACGCCAACCACAUCUUCAACACUAUUCAAGAUUCCAUGCGUCAGUGGGGUUCCUCACUGCAUCAUAACGGCGUUUCCUUCUUCCUAGCGACUGUUCCUGCGGGAACUCAGUUCUACCAUGGAACCUCCAGAUCGAGCUUCAUAAACGGUACCGAGUGGCUUGCUUUUGAGCCUGAGCAUGCGAUGAACUUUGCGCGCCCGCAUAUGGGUCGCCCGCGACACGACGAUGAUGAUAAAAAGGAUGGAGAAGGGGAUAAGGGACCAACCCAUGAGGAACUUCGGCGAAAGUCGAAUACUCCCCCAGUUGAGGAUGCGCAAAUUGAUGAGGAUGCUAAGGGUUACCUGCAUACUUAUGCGGCUGCGAAACAUCUUCGUCUCUUGUAUAUUGAUGGCAUGUCUGCUGGAAAGACGCAAAAGGGUACGCUUGACUCGCAGGAUGUGCUUCUUUUCAAUAACACUAUUGGAAAUGGUGAUCGUGAUGGCUCUAAGGGUCCGGGUCCUAUGGGCGAGCGUGAACGAGCGCUGGAAGCAUGUGAACUCGCGGAGAAUGAUUGGGCUGGUCGUAUCGAUGGUGUGCUUCGAAUGGAAGCUGGAUUUGAAGUCAUUUUGUGUGAUUUCGAACGCGAUCUUAGUCUGGUCAAUAUUGUUCAGGUGAACUCUGAGUCCAGCGAGAGAGGUCCUGGCCCCAAGCAUGAUGAUGAUGGUCGUCCUCCAUUUGAUGAUGGAAAGCGUCCCAAGGGUCCCGGUGGCCCAGGUGGUGGAGGUCCUGAUUCAUCGCGAUGGGCUCGUGCCGUUGCUGCUCGAUACACUGGUAUUGGCGGCCACCGAGUCUUCCUGAACUACGACAACUUCAUCAGCGCAUUCACAUACGGUCUUGAUCUUUUCCCUAACGAUGCCAUCCACCCUCGUCUUGACCACCUUUCUUACGCGGACUUGGAACCUAUUCGACGAGACCUCACCGCCACUAUUCUCACUCACGACCCCCGAGAGUUCUCCUGGGAUUGGCAAGCCACCACUGAUAUGGUCAUCACGCGAUACAGUGAGGAGCUUUCUUACUUUGCCUCUGAGCGAAUGACAUCUCUCCAGGCGCUGCGUUCUCAAAUUGGGAUGCUCCUGGAACCAUUCGUGGACUACAGUGGGCGUAACGCUGCGAAUGAGGUUGAGAGAUGUGCUAUCCAGUUUAUUCCUCUCCCGUACCAGGAAUUCCCCACCAUCCCUGCUCGCGCAGUGCAUGGUGUCACCCACAGCAUCUGUGCUACUUUGCUUGAGGCUGCUGCUGAGUCGGAUUUGACUUCUGCGCAGAAGCGUAUCAAGGAGCUUAUGGAGUACCUGGAUUGGACGACUUGGAAGCACUGCCGUGGUUGUCAGGAUAAUGAGAUCUGUGUUAUCCCUAUCUGGCCUAUGGGUUCAGUUGAGGAUUAUGCGCACCCACAGUGCAAGGAUGCUCUGCAACCCUACAACUCGAGUGAGGAAAACUACUGGGGAGGAUUCCAAUAG